This is a messenger RNA of Didymodactylos carnosus, 510 nucleotides long. NCBI's taxonomy places the organism in Eukaryota, Metazoa, Rotifera, Eurotatoria, Philodinida, Philodinidae. The record is from the annotation of a GenBank genome assembly.
AUGCAAUUACCCACCGAUACUUUCAAAAUUGAACGUGUUAUCGAAGAGGCCAGUGUUGUUUUACACAUAGUAAUCUUUUCACCUCAUGAUCAAUUUAUUAUGGAAAAGCAAUCAGGACGUAUAAAAAAUAAUGAAUUAUCAACCCUGCGUGUUCAAACUAUGCAACAAUUCUGUGAAAAAUUCGAUAGUCAUUUGUAUUCAAUUGUUUCAGAUAAAUAUACUUUACCUAUUGAAAAACGUUUAAUGGUUUUAAAAUGGGAUGAUAUUCGUGUCAAUAAUUCUGGAUCAACUGAUCAUACUUAUGGAUUAGAUUCAUUUGAGCAAGAAGAUAAACCAUCGUUAUGUCUACCUUCAGUUUCAGUUGAUUCAUUCAUAUCAUCAUUUCGUACAAUGUUAUUAAGACUAAAUAAUUCAUUUUGUAAUUGUUUAACUAUAUCAUUUAUUGAAACUGAUUCAUCAUUAAUAUUAUCUUCAUCACAUGUAAAUCUAUUUGCAUUUGUUUUUAAAUAA